Fusarium graminearum PH-1 is the source of this 1413-nucleotide messenger RNA. RefSeq lists its product as uncharacterized. Gene Ontology annotation, cellular component: mitochondrion. NCBI's taxonomy places the organism in Eukaryota, Fungi, Ascomycota, Sordariomycetes, Hypocreales, Nectriaceae. The transcript has 2 exons. Bases 115 to 1179 code for a protein of 354 amino acids. The record is from RefSeq and is a predicted model, not a curated record.
CCGCAUUCUCCCCGCGCCUUGUGUCAGCUUUUGUUAGAUACACAUUGCGCCUCACCAGCUUAAAAGAGACUUUGCACUUUUACUCCUCAAUACCUCUUUGUUACACCUCCAAAAAUGUUUAGUCGCCAGUUCGCACGCGCCACUACUGUCACUCCGCGCGCCGGCGUGCGAGCUCUGAGCUCAACUGCUGUCCUUGGCGGUCGCACCCCUUCCAUUGGAGAUGUCAACCCUACACACGCAGAGGUCGAAAAGUUUAGCAAGAAGCAGAAAGAAUUUCGCGAGCACUUGUUAGAAGCACAGAAGAAGCGAGAAGCCAGUUCGUUGCCCUCCCAUCCGCAGGCUGCUAACGUUCCGUUCGCCAAGUCGGACGAAGGCUCACAGAAUGACCAUGUAGGACAAACCGAAGAGGCUAAAGAACCCGAGCCAUCCCGCAAGGCAGGCCCCUUGACGAAUCUCAUCUACGGCACCAAGGAGGGUCGCGAGCUCGAUGCCCAGCUUGAAGCAAGCUUCAGUCAGGUCCUUGCUCGUGGCAAAUACGUCCACUCAAUCGUCCAACACGAAGUCAAGCACGACAAAGUUGACGAAUAUGUCGAGCUCGUCGGCAAGUGGUAUCCCAAGAUGGCAAAUGCCCCAGAGAACAAGGUGAAUCUGGUCGGAAGCUGGAGGACAGAGGUCGGCGAUUGCGAUACCUUUGUUCAUAUCUGGGAGUACCAAAAGUACGAGGGUUACCACCAGUCUCGAUACAACAUGACACACCACCCCGAGUUUUCCGAGUUCGACAGCAAGCUCAAGGGCUUAAUUACCAGCAAGAAGAUCUCACUCAUGCAGGAGUUCUCCUUCUGGCCAACAACGCCUCCACGAUCACUGGGUGGCAUCUUUGAACUGCGCUCAUACACAUUGCACCCUGGCAACCUGCUUGAGUGGGAGACACACUGGCGACGAGGACUUAAGGCUCGACGUGAGGUCAUGGAAGGUGUUGGUGCCUGGUUUGUUCAGAUUGGCGACCUCAACACUGUCCACCACCUAUGGCAGUUUGCCAAUCUGGAGGAGCGCCGCAACCGCCGCGAGCAGAGCUGGCAGGUUGAGGGAUGGAGCGACACUGUCCACAAGACAGUUCCUCUCAUCCAGAGCAUGAAGUCCAAGAUUCUCGUUCCCAUGCCUUGGUCUCCUGUCCGAUAAAGGCUUGGAAACAGUCCUGUUUGCGAUAUCUUAUAUGGGUCUCCGGUUGAUGAAGAAGCAUGGGUCAUUGGACAGGACAUAGGUCAUGUCCGAGAAGUUUCACUGCAUAGUUCGUUUCUUUUGAAUUGGUGUUCUUACAGGUUUAGCCAAGGAGUGAGGAAACGUGGAUCAUGGAUUACAUGUACAAAUGUAUUAUUUGUUUCUACAAACUCAAUGAAACUAGAACCACCUCCA